AUGACAACACAUAAUCUUUUACGUGAAUCAGUCCUGUUAAAAUUAGUGCAAGGUGAAGAGAAAAUCGAUCGGAAUGCGAUUGUUAAGUCUCUUAGUCAAAUAAUUCAGGCAUCAGAUAUCGAUUCAUUGGGAAAUCUUGGUGAUGUAACUGAAUGGUAUGUGAUAUGUAAAUCGUCAACAGCACGUGAAGAAUUAAUAAAAAAAGGUGAACUGAUAGUUGAUGAACAAACAUUUAUUAUAAGUGAACCUUACAAGAAUAUUAAGAUGAUUAGGCUUGUUAAUUUACCACCAGCGGUGCCUGACGAUGAAAUUAAAUCUAUUGCAUCGAGAUGGGGUGGUGAAGUAAUUAAUAUUGAGCAUGAAAGAAUGCCACAUCCUUUCAAUGAUAUUAAAACAUUUGUCCGACGAAUACGAAUUCGUUUUUCUUGUCGUCAAGAUGAAGAAAAUGUUCCUCUAAGUAUUAAAUAUAGAGGUUUAAAUGUACAAAUUUAUCUCGAAGGGAGGAAGAAGGUAUGUUAUAGGUGCAAGAAAGAAGGUCAUGUUAAAGCUGAAUGUUCAGUACCAGUGUGUCAGAAAUGUCGUGGUGUAGGACAUGAUGAUUCUGGUUGUCAAUUUGGUCGAUUAAGACAAACAUAUGCCGUUACAUUGCUUUCAUCUCCAUUUAACGGAGAUACCACUCCUCUAUUAAAUGAACAAAGGAGUGGUACCCAGGUCAAACUCACCCUAUCGGAUCCGAUGGGAAUUCGCCGGAAGUUGCCGGAAUCCUAG
Molecule: messenger RNA, 768 nt
Organism: Adineta steineri
Lineage: Eukaryota; Metazoa; Rotifera; Eurotatoria; Adinetida; Adinetidae
Source: the annotation of a GenBank genome assembly